This is a messenger RNA of Oxyura jamaicensis (ruddy duck), 1598 nucleotides long. RefSeq names its product apolipoprotein O (gene APOO). Gene Ontology annotation, biological process: cristae formation. Lineage: Eukaryota; Metazoa; Chordata; Aves; Anseriformes; Anatidae. The coding region runs from base 106 to 753 and encodes 215 amino acids. The record is from RefSeq and is a predicted model, not a curated record. Gene Ontology annotation, cellular component: MICOS complex. The transcript has 9 exons.
CGGGCGGGGCCACGCGCGGCGCGUGACGUCACGACGGGGCUCCCCCCCCCCCGCACCCGCCCCGUAGCGGCGCGCGGGCUGGUGACGUCAGAGCGCGGCGACACCAUGCUCAAGAUAAUUCGACUGGGGGCCACCCCUGUAAGCCUGAGCUUGCUCUCUAUCCAAGUUUAUGCUUCCUCUUCAGAGAAAGAAACUGCCAAAAAAGAGUUGCUGAAAAUUGAUGAGCUGUCACUCUACUCCUCUCCAGCUCGUGAGACUAAAUAUGUGGAGAAUCCACAAACCCAAUUGGAAGAGGGGGUUUCACAUUUACGGCAUGCUAUGGAGCCAUACACAGCCUGGUGUCAGGAUCUUUAUGCCAAAGCUAAGCCCCAAUUAGAAAAAGCUGUUGAGCGUGGUAGAGAGGGCUGUGAAUUUCUGCAAAAUCCCCCUGAUGGAUUUUAUCCAAGGCUUGGUGUGAUAGGUUUUGCUGGAAUUCUUGGAUUGUUUCUUGCCAGAGGCUCAAAAAUAAAGAAGUUGGUAUAUCCUGCAGGCUUCAUGGGUAUUGGUGCUUCCAUGUAUUAUCCUCAGCAAGCGGUUGCCAUUGCAAAGGUUGCUGGUACACAGCUGUAUGACUGGAGUCUUCAGGGAUAUAUUGCCGUAGAAUCUCUUUGGAAGGAUAAUCCUAAGGAGAAGAAAUCUGGGAAAAAAAAUGAUAAGGGUGAUGCAGAGGGUGACAUCCAUGCUGCUUCAAAUGAAGAGCGAGCGCUGAAGUAGAACACCAAAUCACUUGCCAUCAAACAGGUGAAUAAAAUACAGGUGAAAGCAACAAUUUCCCAAGAAAACCAUCUGAAUCCGUUUUGAUUUUGAAUGUGGCUAAUCUGCCUUCCCUCUCAGGAAAGACUGAGAGUGUGCUGCUUGGGCUUCUGGAAUGGAAUCUGUGAAAGGACAUUACACUUGGGUCAGUCUCGAUACCCAAAUCCUCACUUCUGCGGUGGGACUCAAGUUUGCCAUGCUUGUCCCAUUGCAGGAACGGCAUUGCAAGUAGCAAGUCUCAAAAUUCUUCAGUCUUGUUAUUAUUUAUAUGUAAAAUAAAAAUCCAGUUGCAUAAAACGGUCAUGAUUUCUUUUCCUCUUCCCAUCUUCUUUAAACUCGUGUGUGACCUUUUAUACAAUGUAUGAAAGGUUCUUGAGAUGUUGUUGACAAUGCCUGUAUUUUUAACAGUGAGGAAAAGCUUAAAGUAGCAUGAUGUUUUGGUUAAUGUUAGCUAAUAGUUACGAAUGAGAACAAUUACAAUGAAUCUUGUCUUUUGUCUGAGUCUCCCCUUCCCUCCUAUGCAAAUCUUCUGCCUCAUCAGUGCCAGUGGAGGUAUAUAAUGAAGCAUCUGUGAGCUCCUGUCUAGUAGAUGGAUGGGAAUGGAGCUGUUAACGUUUGUUCUUGUUUUUGCUUGAAUGCACAGCUCGAUGGGAAUCAGAACGUGGCAGUGGUGGGAACUAACUAUAGAAUAACUUGGCUGUUUCCUCAGUCCUGGUUAGGGGAGGGGAGAAAAAGCGAGAUGAAGGGAAAUAUAAAAGGAUUUCCAGCAUUUUGAAAUCUUUUCACAAUAAAGCCCUUUCAUCAUU